Messenger RNA from Cajanus cajan (pigeon pea), 1456 nucleotides. The record is from RefSeq and is a predicted model, not a curated record. NCBI's taxonomy places the organism in Eukaryota, Viridiplantae, Streptophyta, Magnoliopsida, Fabales, Fabaceae.
GAGAUGAGAAUGAGAGAAUAAGCUUAAAGCAAACAAAAUAAAGCCUCUUCUUGCUUUCCUCUCCUCCAUCCUCCUCUUUUUUCCUUUACUUUCUCCGCUCUGGUAUUCCCCCUAGUGCGAUUCUACCUCCACCUUCUCCCUAAAGAGCCAUCAAACUUUAUAAAAAAAAAAACACAAAAGAUCAUUGAAGCACCAUGGUUUUCUCUUCUAUUCCAGUCUAUUUAGAUCCUCCCAAUUGGCAGCACCAACAACAACAAAAUCAACACCAACAGCAGGCAAAUGGCAGCAACAAUCCUCAGCUGCUUCCGCAGCCACAGGCUCCUUCCAUUGAAGCCGGUCCAAUCAGGCCCGGUUCGAUAGCGGAUCGGACCAAAGUACCGGCUCAGGAAGGAGCCCUCAAGUGUCCACGGUGUGAAUCCACCAACACAAAGUUUUGCUACUUCAACAACUACAGCCUCUCUCAGCCGCGCCACUUCUGCAAGACGUGUCGGCGUUAUUGGACACGAGGUGGUGCUCUCAGGAACGUUCCCGUCGGUGGAGGAUGCCGCAGGAACAAGAAGAACAAAAGGAGUCGCUCCAAAUCUCCGGUUUCUACUCAGAAACCGUCGCUUCCCAAUCCCCCAAGUGCAAUACCUGAGCUAAUAGGUCGAUUCUCGCAACCUUUCGUGGCCUCUCUUCAGAAUAUUAACCGCUACGGUGUAGGGAAUGCAGGUGUUGGCUUGCGUGAGAUUCAAGCACAGAACAUGGGGUUUCAAAUUGGAGGACACGGUAAUGGUACUGGUUUAAGUACUGCUGCUACUACUUCAGGAGGUGGAUUGGACCAGUGGCGGUUUCAGCAGUUUCCUUUCUUGAAUGGUUUUGAGUCAACUUCAACUGUUUCUUAUCCAUUUCAAAGUGAGAGUGUUGAAGGUUUGGUUGGAGUUGGAGAUAUUGCCGCAAAUCUUAGGGUUACUCAGCCACGGGUUAAAUUAGAAUAUAAUGGUGGUUUGAAUUUGUCUAGGUCUCCUUUGAGUGUCUCCGAAAAUACCAAUCAUUACUAUUCAUGGUCGGAUUUAUCUCAUAUGGGUUAGAGAAAAGAGAAUUUCUAUGGUAGCCAGAGAAAUUUAAGGGGUUUGGUACUGUUAUUUUUUUGAUUAACAAUUGAAUGAGUUUCCAUUUAAUUAAUCUUUGGCAUGUUUAAACUCAUUUAAUUAUUGAUCUAAAAAAUAAGUGUACCAAUAUACCUCCACCACCUUCAUGUGUCGGUGUUAACAGAAAUCGAAUCAGGCUGGUAGAAUUUAGUCUUCUUCAAUUGUAUAUUUUCUUGUCAUUGGUUUUGUUUAUGUUUUGGCAUCGAUUCCAGUUUCUUUUGUGUUCUAUUGGGCUUUCCUUGUACAACUGUGUGUGUGCAUGUAUUAUGUUUUGUUUGUUUAAUUACUAUGAGAUAAGAUAUCAUUUGGGUACAUUUUUUUUCUUC